GUAAAUACAGAUAUGCAUGCAAACUAGUUAGCYCGGUAGUCUAUUAGGUCAAAAUUUGGUUUUAUGCUGGCGUUGGUUGUGCUCUUCUGCAAGCAGGACUCCGAUUGAAAAGGUAUAUAGCUAUGGCAGAAGGGGCUUUAUUAGAUGGUAUUGCACAUGAAUAUCGUAGUCGUAAAGAGAAUGGACGGUAUGUUAUUCCAUGGGGAGGCAACCGACCAUCAAACUACUCUGUUUUUAAGUGGUUGGUUAGUGAAAGGGACAACUCUGGUGUUGGUGGGACUUGGAAACAGUUUUGGAGAUUCAAUGAAGAGGAACUUGAAGAGAAUCUUCCAGUAGUCGAAGCAGAUACUCAUGCCUUACAAAACCCACCUCCAGAUCACAUUCAAGUAACAUGGAUUGGUCAUGCUACUGUAUUAGUACAAAUGGACGGAUUAAACAUCCUUACUGAUCCUGUUUUGAAUGAUUAUUGUGGUCCAUCACGGCUUACAAGUAAUAAGCGCUAUCGUCCCUUGACAUGCACUGUAGAAGACCUACCAGAUAUUGAUGCAGUGAUUAUAAGUCAUAACCACUACGACCAUCUUGAUUAUACUUCAGUUAAAGACUUGAAUGCACGUUUUGGUCACAAAAUAUGUUGGUAUGUUCCCAUGGGUACUGGGAAGUGGAUGAGAGAUACUGGAUGUGAAAACGUACAGGAGUUGGAUUGGUGGCAAGGAAGGCAACAUGGCUCAGUGUCCUUCUAUUUAACYCCAUCACAGCAUUGGUGCCGUAGAGGAAUUACUGAUGAAAACCUUGCAUUGUGGGGAAGCUGGGCUAUUGUUGGACCUAAACACAGGUUCUUUUUUGGAGGAGAUUCUGGUUAUUGUGAUGUGUUUAAGGUUAUUGGUGAAARGUUUGGUCCUUUUGACUUAGCAGCACUGCCGAUAGGAGCUUAUGAACCAAGAUGGUUCAUGAAAUUUCAGCAUACAGAUCCCCAAGAUGCAGUAGAAAUGCACAAAGAUCUCAAAGCAAAGCRUUCAGUUGCUAUUCAUUGGGGAACAUUUGCACUUGCAUGUGAGCAUUAUAUGGCACCAAAGAAAGAAUUAAAUGAAACUCUUGAAUUGCAAAACAUUGAUCAGUCAGAGUUUUUUGUUCUUAAGCAUGGAGAAACCAAGGAAAUUUUGGAAUAGAAUCAGACAAAAGUCCUAUUUAUUAGCAUAUUUUAACUCUGAGUUUUUUAUUGUCACUGAGUUUAAUGAAGAUAUUACACUGAAGUUUUAGAAACAUUUUAAUGUCAGAGGUUUAAGUGUAUUGAAAGUGUGACAAACACUGCAAAAUGCAUUUUAUGGAAUGACAAAACAAAGUCAAACAUUUAUUUGGUUAUUUUUUUAUAUCUUGUAGGAUUAAUAUUUCCUAACAAAAGACAUGUUUUCAAACAUAUACUAGCUCAACUACUAACAGUACUUAUUGUAACCUAACACUACACUGUAAUAAACUACUGUCAGUAGCAGAACACAUGAA
Exaiptasia diaphana is the source of this 1497-nucleotide messenger RNA. RefSeq names its product N-acyl-phosphatidylethanolamine-hydrolyzing phospholipase D. The record is from RefSeq and is a predicted model, not a curated record. Gene Ontology annotation, biological process: N-acylphosphatidylethanolamine metabolic process; N-acylethanolamine metabolic process. The transcript has 5 exons. Gene Ontology annotation, cellular component: cytoplasm; membrane-bounded organelle. Gene Ontology annotation, molecular function: zinc ion binding; N-acylphosphatidylethanolamine-specific phospholipase D activity. Lineage: Eukaryota; Metazoa; Cnidaria; Anthozoa; Actiniaria; Aiptasiidae. The coding region runs from base 123 to 1166 and encodes 347 amino acids.